AUGUUAAUAGGCCCAAUGGUGGACCAAAACUUGGGCACCAGCCCAAAAACGGAAGACCUCUCCAGUAUCUCGGAGAUUCCUGGAAGCGUUCCUGUACCCAAAGACAGUUCGAAGAAAGAUAUGCCAGCUAAUGCAGCCACUGUACCUCCUCCGAAAACGGACAAACCACGGCCCCAUGGCUGUACAACCUGCGGUCGCUCCUUUGCACGACUCGAACAUCUGAAGCGCCAUGAGCGCUCGCACACAAAAGAGAAACCAUUCGAGUGUCCAGACUGCUCUCGUUGCUUUGCUCGCCGCGAUCUUCUCCUUAGACAUCAGCAGAAACUGCAUAUGACUACUACUCCAUCUUCAAGACCUAGAAACGCUCGGAGAGAAAGCACAGGAGCCGCUGGGCCGGGAGCGACCCGCGUUCGCAAGAACUCUAUUGCCAGUAACUCUAACUCGAAUAAUAUGCGUCCUCGAGCGAACACUAUCAGCCACGUCGACGCAGCCUCGUUGGGGCUCGGCAACACGAACGCUGGCCCAGGUCCAUCCGGUCACUCUGGCCAUGCCUACCAUCCUAGCCUCAGCUCGUCUGUGGGCUCGAACAUCGACUAUCGCGGCUAUUCCUCCAACCACCAGCCGACUUUGAACGGACUCACCAAAUUGGAAACACAUGGGCUAGCCAUGGACCUUUCUGGAGGGCUACGUACGGCGCCUGUAUACGGCAGCUUCGACUUUGGCAGUGUUCACGAGUUCAUCGGUCAUGGCAGCACGAUCAAUCCAGCCCAGCUCCAUUUCGGAGGUUCUCCUCAGCCAUUUGGGAACGACGUUCCCUCGUCCCCAUACGGAACCCACCAUAUGCCUCCUACCACGGAAGCCAUCAUGGAAGAUGAACUUCACUACGAUUGGAUGCAGAGAUUCGAUCCUUCAUUACCCAUAGGAAAACACAAUGAGUCUGCGAUAGACGAGUCUUCGCCUUCGGCCAUGAGCACGGGCAGCCAGAGUGGCAUCAGUGAGCCAAUGAUGGACGGGACAAACCAAUUUUCAAUGCCGACUGUGGGAUGGCAAAAUCAAUUCUCGCCCCAUCCAGCGACGUCCGCAGCUCAGUUCGCCGAGUAUGCCUCGCCUACUUUUAAUGAUCUAGGUAUCGCGCCGGAAACAGUCUCUCCCAAGUCCCUGUUGGCUCAAAACCCGUUCGCUGAGGCCUAUGCCACUCCUCCGUCCAUGACAUCAGUCGGACAGCCCAUGCUGGGAGCACAUUCGCAGAGCAUGCCGUACGAUCUCACCAUGCCCCAGCAUCAACCGAUACAUUUACAGACUCCACACGACGGGCUUUAUUAG
This is a messenger RNA of Aspergillus calidoustus, 1323 nucleotides long. The record is from the annotation of a GenBank genome assembly. Lineage: Eukaryota; Fungi; Ascomycota; Eurotiomycetes; Eurotiales; Aspergillaceae.